Messenger RNA from Oncorhynchus kisutch (coho salmon), 5564 nucleotides. RefSeq names its product cadherin-related family member 5-like. Gene Ontology annotation, cellular component: catenin complex; membrane. The record is from RefSeq and is a predicted model, not a curated record. The transcript is spliced from 17 exons. Lineage: Eukaryota; Metazoa; Chordata; Actinopteri; Salmoniformes; Salmonidae. Bases 348 to 3233 code for a protein of 961 amino acids. Gene Ontology annotation, biological process: multicellular organism development; cell migration; homophilic cell-cell adhesion. Gene Ontology annotation, molecular function: cadherin binding; calcium ion binding; beta-catenin binding.
UCAAGUACUGUGUGUGUUUGCGUCCGUGUUUCUUUCUGUACGUUUGGCGGUGUCUGCUUGUGUAUCUGUGCUUAUGUUUCUUAGUGUGUGCUUAUUGCUGUGAGGACACGCUCCCUGGGUCAGCUUGGAAGGCUGUGUAUGUAUAUGUGUUCCUACAGUCCGUCCAGCAGAUAUGUUGUAUUCUCUAGGCAUUAAGAACAUAACCCACAGAUGAUCUAACAGCGAAAGGCCAGGGGUUGUGGUGUGAGAGGCUGGGACUAGGCCGGGAGCAUGGAGCUGUGCUAAGGAAGGUUCUAGAUCCAAGGCUAGGGGCUGUGAUUAAGACCUGGUGUUGGAUUGAGGCUGUAAUGAUGCAGCCACAGAGGCCUUGUCUGUCCAGGUGGAGGGUCCUGCUCUGGUCCACACUACUCCUCCUCAGUCCCCUCAGAGUCACAGGGCAUCCCUAUACAAUUGUAGAAGAUGGCUUGCCUUGGGAGGCCGGGAGUGGUGACCAAACUGUGAGACGAGAAAAUUGGAACCCAUGUCUGCAGGGCCAGGAUGUGUUUUCCACGGUUAGAGAGAACAGCAUGAUGGGAGAACUUAUCAUUGAGCUUAACACAGAGCUGACAGCCAAUGAUGUUGUCUGGAGCCUAACUGGGGAGGAUGCUGAUUGGUUCUUCCUGGAAGGGCGGAGCAUCAGACUCAAGGCCCCAUUGGACACAGUUCUGGACCGGGAGGUUCAGGGCCCAGUCCUGAUGGCAGCGUUGACCUGCUUUGAGGAGGACAUUGUGCAGAGUGAGUACAGGAUCAUGGUGGAGAUUCUGAAUGAGAAUGAUAACACUCCUGAGUUUGUGGAGAGCACCAUUCAGCCUCGCAGCAUCAGUGAGCUGGCUGAGGUGAAUACAGUGGUGUUUAGAGUCCAGGCCACAGAUGCAGAUGAUGACACCAUCAUGUACUCCAUCGACCAGACCUCGCCUGAUGCUGCAUACUUCAGAGUGGAUCUCCCUAACAGUGGAGAGGUGAUACUGGCCAAGCCUCUGGACUACGAGACCAAAACACAACUAGAGAUUACCAUAUCCGCUUUGGAGAUUAACACUGCAGAGAAGUUCAACACCAGUGCCAUCCUGAUCGUGAAUAUCUUGGACAGAGACGACCAUUACCCACAUUUCCUGCCGUGCACGCCCAUCUCCAACGACCAAUCAAAUCGUGUCUGCACCAAUCCCAUCUACAUGGUUAACAUCACAGAAGGCGAACAGGACAUUCUUCUGGACUUCUCUCCCGGGCCAAUCAAUGCUGUGGAUGGAGACAGAGGCCUCAGCACACCUCUCAGCUACAGCAUCCUGUCAGGGGCUGAUAGCGGGCAUUUCGUGAUGGAUGAGCUGACAGGGGAGGUGCGUGUGACAAGUGGAGUAGAGAACAGACUACAGACACCCACACUACACCUCCAAGUCAUGGCAUACCAGAGGAAUGACCCUAGGAAGUACUCAGUUGCCACAGUGGUGGUCCGUGUUGUUGCUGUCAACCACUUUCCUCCUCAGUUCAGUUGGCCUGAAUACCGUGGCUUUGUCAUCGAAGGCGACAGCCCUGCCUCACUGGUCAACACUUACGGCAACACUGUGCUGCUGAUACAGACACAGGACAGGGACUUCUCUGAUGGCAUCAAUCCCAAUAUGCACUACUCCCUGAGGUCCUCGUCCAAUCACACACAGUUCUACCACAUCACACAGGAGGGGCUUCUGAUUGCCAGAACCAAUCAGCUAUGGCCAUCACAGACACACAGUCUGAAGGUAGUGGCUGUGGAUUUGGAGUCAGGUGAAAUGGACACGGCUCUCAUAAAGGUGGAGGUGCUGUUUGAAGGACAAACAGUCCCUCAGGGCCAAUUGGGGGAUGGGCUUCUUCCUGGUAGCUGUGCAGUGGGCAAGGCUAUGGGUAUGGUCAUCCUGGGGCUGACUCUGUUAGGCUGCACUCUGUAUGCACUGCAGCAAGUACUCCAGACAUACAGAGGACUGAAGGACCCAGAGGACAGGGGCUGUAUAGCCCAGGGGAAGCACCCCAACGUGAGAUUACAAUGCUUCCAACUGGUGAGUCACAGUAGUCCCAUGCCAGUACUGGAUGAGGUGAAAUUUAAAAAAGAGGGUCUGAGCAGCUCCACCUCCAAGCUACUGGGCAGUCAGAGCAUCUACAGUCCUGCAGACUUCAACUCUUCUCCACUCAAUGCUUUACCUAUAGCUAUACCCUCAAUGACCUACAUCCAGCCUAUACUACCCAGCACCACUCCUACAGACCCCAGUCAUUGCCCUGCUUCACCCAACUCCUCCCAUACACCUGCUACAACCACCACACCUGAACUACUCACAACAUCCACUCAACCCUUGGACAACUCUAGCUUUAACACACCCACACUCCCCACACCUACCCCGAAUCUGAUGGAUGAACCUUUAUCUACAGACAGAUUUUCACAUACACACCCCUUCCCUAUUGCAGAAGAGGUAGGUACACCCACUCAGGUAGAAGAGACUCCUAAAGACACCCACCCACCUACCUCACCUACCCAACAGCAGGUACACACACCUUUACCGCCUCCCAUUCCUAUCAACUCACCCCCCCAUGCCACCCCACCUCCUACCUCAAUUACCACACCUCUCCCUCUUUCACCUGCUGCAGACCCAAUACACACUCCAGAGUGUACAGGAGAUACUCACACACCUUUACUUACUCCACCCUGUCCAGAGCAGGACAGCGUUGGGACACCCCCACCUAAACCCACUACAGGGCAGGCACACAUACCUGUACUGACCACGCCCACCCCAGAGCAGGUAGGACCACCGGGGUACCCUGAGAAGUGCAAACUCUCCACACACACCCCUGAGACAGCCUCCAUUGGGGAUGAUGACUGCUUCCUGGAGGAUGAGGAGGCCAUCAGGACCAGUGAUGAUGAUGAGGAUGAAGAGCUGGUGAGACUCUGUUUUCAAGUACAGCCCACAUUCCUGAUAACAGACUAUGACAAUGACAUCACUACUGAGAUCCCCCCCAGCAGUGGAGAGGACGAGGCGACUGAGAAUGGCGAAGGAGUGGAGAGAGCGAUGGAAUUGAUGGAGGGAGACAAGGGAGGGGUCGAGAGAGGCAGUGAUUAUAUGGAAGGAAAGGGGGGUCAUUUGGAGAGCGAAGCAGAGAGCUUGAAGCAGGGGAGUCAAUCAUCUCAACCCUGUAAUACCGAGCAGGAAGUAUCAGUGGGCCAAUCAAAGGAGAGAUAGACAGUAACCCAGCAACACUCUCUAACUAAAAGUAUCUUUGGUGAGUUGCUGAGGCCAAUGAUGUCGGAACGCUCUGAAACACGCCCAUAUAAACACACACAGAAACACACACACAUACAGUACACUGAUGACAUCAGAACAUCCUAGACUUGCCUCAACCAAGUGUAAAUUAAACACAACACAACAGGCCAUGUGUCUGAGAUAUAGGCUACACUUCACUUGUAACAUAGGCCUAUGACUUGAGUCUGUUGUGUUGCUGUGUUGUUGUUCUUAUUGUGUUGAAUGGACUCCUGCACACUGUGUGUAGGCCUACUUACAAAUAAAUAUGUAUCGUGCAUCUGUUUAUUGUCAACCCCUAUAACCAUUCUUAUUUAGUUAGAACUAAAACACCUCUGUGAUUCUUGAUGAAAAAAAACAGCACAGACCAGCAUACAUUUCAAGCUGUUCCAUGCUAGACCAUGCUGGUCUAUACUGGUCAGUGCUUGUUGGAUCUUGGUCAAGCUGGUAUGACCAGCAUGAUCCAGCUGGUCAAGCUGGUCUGACCUGGUUGGUCUGGUCUAGUUGGUUCUGCUGGGCAACCAGCCUUCGUUGUGUUUUCGCUGGUGACCACUUUGUUGUAUUUUCGCUGGUGACCAGAUUUUGUUGUGUUUUUUUUGCUGGUGACCAGGCAUCACUGUGUAUUGGACACUGGUGACAAGCAUAAACUAAAGUCACAUCAAGUCACAUUAUGAUGGCUUACAAAGUGAUGUUUAAUUCCUAUUGGAAUCCAUCCAGAGUGGAUUCCCACAAUCCCACAAUGAGAAUGACUACAAGGGUUAGAAAGAUGAACAAAUCAGACCACACUCUUGGAAAAAAGUGUGCUAUCUAGAAGCUUAAUUAAAGGGUUUGUUGGCUAUCCCUAUAGGAGAACCCUUUGAAGAACCCUUUUGCGUUGUAUGUAGAACCCUUUCUACAGAGGGUUCUACAUGGAACCCAAAAGGGUUAUCCUAUGAGGACAGCCAAAGAACCCUUUUGGAACCCUUUUUUCUAAGAGAGUACCUAAACCAGGGGUUCUCAAACUUGCGAAAAAUCAUCAGGGACCCCCUCAUAAUCUCAACACAACUCGAGUUAAAUAAAAAUAGCAAACAUGGCUGGACGGACUGAUUUUGCUCCAGUACUGCUCUGGGCUUGCUCUGCCCAGCAUUUUUCAUUUCCUUCAUCACUGUUAUUUUAAUUGGGCCUAUUCUGUUAUUUAGCCUACCCACCACUAAUGCACAGAGAUGUUGAUAGUCGACCAAGAAAUAGGUCACACAGCCUGCAGAAGCCCCAGAGACGUUUGAUUUCUAUAUAGACUAUUGUUAAAGAAAAGAGGAGUCUAUCAACUGUAAAAUGUGAGCACAACAGAGACAGUUACAACUGAAGAAUCUGAUCAUCAAUAGAUUAGAGAAAAAGCCUUUUUUUAACACAGCUGCAGCAUAUCAGGUAGGUCCGUGUUUAAUAGCCUACCACGUUGUUGAAAUGUUGAAUCUUUUUAGGAUGGCCUACCAAAUUAUAUUUUUAACCACUUAAAAGUAAGGUCCACCCAUUAUUCAAUGUCAUCUAAAAUUUGAAUAGGUAUCCGUCAAUACAGGGUGUCUCCUAUCCAGCCGUACCAUACAGUCUUUGGUAUGACUUAGUACCAUAUAUGGGCAGCCAUAAAGCCAUAAAAGUGAAAGUCAUACCCAUGAGUCCAUCUCAAGAUAGCCUAGAGAAGAGGGGGGGUCAAAUUAAUCAUUAGGUUCUUACGAACAAAAGUAGCCUAUUGUCAAUGUUCUCCACCCAGUGACAACAUCUUUGCGCACAAAAAGUGUUAGACUGUGAAGCAGGUGAAAUUAAAGAUGGAUAGUCAGGGCCAGCAGCAGGACAAAUCAGUUGGACCUUUUAUUUCCAUAGGUGGGCACUGUUGCUAGCGAACUUGGAACAUUGUAUCAACUAGCCAAUUCCGGGCCCUCAGAGUUUCUUGUGCCAGUAAGCUUGGGACAGACAGCUGUUUUUUUAGGACAUUUACACUGGAUACAGUGGGGCAAAAAAGUAUUUAGUCAGCCACCAAUUGUGCAAGUUCUCCCACUUAAAAAGAUGAGAGAGGCCUGUAAUUUUCAUCAUAGGUACGUCACUGCUCUAGAGGAGAUCUGCAUGGAGGAAUGGGCCAAAAUACCAGCAACAGUGUGUGAAAACCUUGUGAAGACUUACAGAAAACGUUUGACCUCUGUCACUGCCAACAAAGGGUAUAUAACAAAGUAUUGAGAUAAACUUUUGUUAUUGACCAAAUACUUAUUUUCCACCAUAAUUUGCAAAUAAAUUCAUUAAGAAUCC